This is a messenger RNA of Phytophthora infestans T30-4, 1446 nucleotides long. RefSeq names its product protein kinase, putative. The record is from RefSeq and is a predicted model, not a curated record. Lineage: Eukaryota; Oomycota; Peronosporomycetes; Peronosporales; Peronosporaceae. The transcript has 2 exons. Gene Ontology annotation, biological process: protein phosphorylation. Gene Ontology annotation, molecular function: protein kinase activity; ATP binding. Bases 1 to 1446 code for a protein of 481 amino acids.
AUGCAGCCGAGCAACCGACGUGGGCUUUCCUCAUUUGAAGGCGCAGUGUUACCAUCAAACGAUUCCUUCUAUGCCUGGGAUGGCACUCACUCCGACAUCGCCCGACAACUCUACUUCCGAGCCAAGGCUGGAGACGCAGUAUCGCCGUACGGCAACUUCAAAGUACCAUCGGCGGUUCAGGGACGUCUUGAAGAGCUUAGGCUUGCGUGGGAUAAGCUACCUGGAAUAGCCCAACGAGCGCUGUUGUGGGAUUCUGGUUUUGGGGUUUCCCCGACAAAUGAACCAGUAAAGUUGUGGACUCUGAAUGGCCAUAAUAUGGCAAACCUGGCAGUUCCUCUAGCACAGUACCAGGCGGUUAAUUGCACGGAGCGCACAUGUACCCAACCCGAUGACACCCCAAGUUACAGUAACCAGCAGUGCACCGGAGUCGAUAUUCUGAAGGCUGCUAGUGAACAGGGACUACAUACCGAUGUGACUGUCGACGACUCGGAAACAUCGUCUCGUAGAUUUGGUAGCGGCGUGCAGAAGCGGCGAAGCUCAGGGUAUAGUGUCGACUACAGCUCGGGAUCCAACUUGACAAUGAAAAUUCUACUCGACAGCGAGCAUUUAAUUGGAAUGCGUAUCCCCUUUGACAGUUUGUCGUUCACUCGAGCCUUGUCGAAGGGUGCUUACGGUGAGGUCUGGAUAGGCGAGUAUGACGGUCAGCAGGUUGCUAUCAAGAAGCUUUUCUCAGGCAGAGAUCACAAGGCGGAGGAAGUGGAAGCGUUUGCGAAGGAGAUCGAGCUGACUGCUCGUCUGGCCCACCCCAACAUUGUGUCGUUCGUCGGCGUCGCAUGGAACACUUUAACCAAUUUGAUCAUGGCGCUCGAGUUUCUGCCAUCUGGAGACUUGCACGGGUACCUCACCAAGCACGCCGACGUUCUGUCGUGGAGUAAGGAUAAGAUGGGUAUCGCCAUCGGUGUUGCCAGGGCACUCGAGUUCCUGCACUCUCAAGUUCCACCGCUUAUUCACCGUGAUCUCAAGUCGAAGAAUAUUUUGUUAACGAGACAGUUAGAGCCCAAGUUGAUUGACUUUGGUGUGAGUCGAGGCUGCGAGGACUUCUCGAUGACGGCUGGUGUCGGUACACCAUACUGGACGGCGCCGGAAAUCCUGGAAGGCAAGCGGUAUACUGAACAAGCGGACAUUUAUUCACUCGGAGUCGUACUGACAGAGAUUGAUACUGGUAAACUGCCCUACCACGACGCCCUUACGCCCGAAGGUACCAUCCCUAAGCCGUUCAUGAUCUUGGCCGAUGUGAUUGCCGGCAUCUUACGCCCAAGUUUCGCUGAGGAGUGCCCUCCCAAAAUCCGCCAAAUUGGUGUGGCUUGCUGCCAACACAAUCCAGAUUCGCGUCCAACCGCUACCGAGGUGGUGACACUGCUCUUAGAGGAGGAGAAGAGCUGCUGA